AUGAACAAUUAUGCAGACUUUCAAGGUCCUGUCGCAGAAUGGGAGGAAUUCGUCCAAAGCGCGGGCAUUCCGCCACCACCAGCAUUGCACCUCCCAGUUCUAGAGAUGCGCUCUCAAGUUAACGCUGGACGCACGGCGACCGCGCAAGCUCAGGUCAAAGCUCAAGGUCUCCUCGAGAAAGUCAUGUGGCAGGACUAUUCGAUCCUGACGCAGGACUCGCAGAACAUCAUCGCCCGAGUGUAUAAACCCAAGCCCAAACCCAAACCCGAGGCGGAGACCUCGUCGCUGGACACUUCACACGUGACUGCACCACUCCCAGUGUACCUCUACUUCCACGGCGGUGGACACCUGUACGGCAACGUCGACGGCGAGGACGCCAGCUGCUCGCGCAUCGUGGCCGAGUCACCCGCGCCUGGCGUCAUAGUGGUCAACGUCAAUUAUCGGCACACGCCCGAAUUCGUCUGGCCGACUCAGCUCAACGAUGCAUGGGAUUCGUUCGUUUGGCUCUCGCAGCACAUGUCCACGAUCGGCGGCGAUCCCAGCCGAGUCGUGAUCGGUGGCAUCUCUGCGGGCGGCGGUCUCGCGGCGUCCGUCGUGCAGCGUCACCAUCACCAUCGCCAUCAGGUGCUCCAGGCUGCUGCCGCCGGACAUCCGACGACAUUUGCAGCAAAUAUCACGGUCAGAGGUCAGGUUCUAGGCAGUCCGUGGCUGUUGCAUCCCCUGGCGAAUCCGAAUCCGCUUUCAAGUCAACAACCGCUGUCGAGUUUCAACCAGAAUCAAGACGCGCCUGUGCUGCCCUGGUCGAUUCUGAAAGUGUUCGCGGACCUGCUGGGUCCCGCGGCGGUGAGCGAUCCGUCUUUCAACGUCGCACUGGCCACGGACGAGUACCUAAGGGGUCUGCCCAAGACGAGCAGCCUGAUUGCAGGGCAGGAUCUCCUGCGGGACGAGGGCUUGUACUAUGCUGAGAGAUUGAAGGCGAAUGGGUAA
This is a messenger RNA of Exophiala xenobiotica, 987 nucleotides long. RefSeq lists its product as uncharacterized. Bases 1 to 987 code for a protein of 328 amino acids. Gene Ontology annotation, molecular function: hydrolase activity. NCBI's taxonomy places the organism in Eukaryota, Fungi, Ascomycota, Eurotiomycetes, Chaetothyriales, Herpotrichiellaceae. The record is from RefSeq and is a predicted model, not a curated record. The transcript has 2 exons.